GCGAUUUGAUAGGAAGUUAUCGCGAUAGUUGCAUAGAACCAUAAACACAAACAGCAGUAACGUUAUUAAACAAACCCUGCGACUUAAAGCAAGUUAAGAGUAAAGUAUUAUUUAUUUUCCGUCACCUGCAAACAUCCGGACUGGACUCAUUUCUGCUAUAACCUGUGUGAGAAGGUGUCCUCUGGUUGGAUCCACCUCCAGCACCUUCUGCCUGUUUGUGAGCAGCUCUGUUCACUGACAGCUUCUAGGUUUUGCUCCAAGCAGCGACAUGAGCGCAGGAGAAGCUCCAGCAGGACUCACGUCCUCUCAGGAAGGAAGGUCUGAGGAAGCUUCUGCUCAGACCCACUGAACUGUCCAUGGCCCGCGUUCUGUCCCUGUUCCGGCCUCAGCCUUUUCUGGCCCUCGUGGGCAGAAGAAAACCCACAUUGUGCAAAAUGUCAAUGGACUCACGGGCACGUGAAGUGUUUGCGGCCGCCGUGGAGGCCGUGCAGCCAGACACGGUGGUCCGGCAGAGCAUCGAGCGCAAGGAGGACUCGGUCACGAUUGACGGUCACAAAUUCACACUCAAACACAACCUGCACCUGGUGGGCUUCGGUAAGGCCGUGCUGGGGAUGGCUGCCGAGGCCGAGAGGAUCCUCGGCGAUCAUUUAGUCAAAGGAGUCAUCAGCGUGCCACAUGGGAUCCAGCAGACGCUACAGCAGCACGGGAAAGGCCAUCUGUUGUUAAAAGAAAACAGUCGCAUCAAAGUGAUGGAGGGAGCGAAACACAACUUACCUGACGCUGACGCCCAGAAGGCAGCUGAAGGGAUCAAGCAUUUGGCCAGUCAGCUGACAGAGAAGGACCUGCUGCUGGUCCUCAUUUCAGGUGGAGGCUCUGCGCUGCUACCUGCACCCAUCCCACCCAUCUCAUUGCAAGAGAAACUAGACGUCACCCGCAAGCUUGCAGCUGCUGGCGCCACGAUUCAAGAGCUGAACACUGUUCGUCGCGCCCUUUCUUUCCUGAAGGGCGGAGGUCUUGCACAUCACGCUCACCCCGCUCAGGUGGUGGCCCUGAUACUGUCUGAUGUGAUCGGGGAUCCACUGGACUUGAUCGCGAGCGGCCCCACAGUGAGGAGUGAGGUGUGGCCUGAGGAAAUUCUAUCCAUCCUUGAACGUUACAAGCUACUGAACUCUCUGCCGGUGUCAGUAAAGGACGUCCUCGGGCAGCCAGGGCCCCGAUGGACAGAGAACAAAGAUGAAUCCGAUGCAUCAGGACACGUUCUCAACGCAGUGAUCGGCUCUAACAGCGUUGCCCUGAAGUGUGCAGGUCGCCGUGCUCGAGAGCUCGGCUUCCGCCCUGUCGUGCUUUCACCAGGAGUGUGUGGUGAUGUAAAGGCCGUCUCUAGACUUUACGGCCUUCUGGCCCGCUUCGCCUGCUCCCGAGAGGAACCUCCUCCAGAGAUUGCCGCCGAGCUGCUGAGGCUGGGGCCUGAGGUCGGGGUGGAGACCUGGGACCUGUGCCGUACCAUGCAGGUCAUGGACGAAGGACGCACAGAGGGCUGGGGCGCCACGUGUCUGUUAGCCGGCGGGGAGCCCACCGUGGAGCUAACGGGCAAAGGCCGAGGCGGUCGCAACCAGGAGCUGGCUCUGCGGGUGGGACUGGAGCUGAGAGGUCUGAAGCUCCCACCUAAUGGUCCCGUCUUCCUGAGCGGGGGCACUGAUGGUCAGGAUGGACCCACCGAGGCAGCAGGGGCCAUCACUGAUGGAGGCUUGUGUGAUGAAGCACAAUCACAGGGGCUGGACAUCGACAGCUGCCUCUCCAACAAUGAUUCUUACACGUUGUUGUCUCGUCUUUCUGCUGGGAAGCGUUUGCUUGUACCCGGCCUGACCUGCACUAAUGUGAUGGAUGUGCACAUGCUACUUAUCCCAGCGAUUCCCAUUAACAUAAGAUAAUUCCAACCUCAUCAAAUUAAAUCAUCCAGUGGAUUGGGAUAGAAAAUUAAUAAAUGACUUGACCUGAUCAGGUAGAAACUAGGGGUUGAAUUUGUCAGAAAUGUCUCUGGUUUUAUCAGUAUUAAUGAUUUCUUCAGUAGAGAGCAUAAUUGUUAAAAAAUGUGGACUGGCUAAUAAUAAAUAUAUUUUUUUAAAUCA
Stegastes partitus (bicolor damselfish) is the source of this 2129-nucleotide messenger RNA. RefSeq names its product glycerate kinase (gene glyctk). Gene Ontology annotation, molecular function: glycerate kinase activity. The record is from RefSeq and is a predicted model, not a curated record. The coding region runs from base 357 to 1931 and encodes 524 amino acids. Gene Ontology annotation, biological process: protein phosphorylation. The transcript is spliced from 5 exons. Gene Ontology annotation, cellular component: cytoplasm. NCBI's taxonomy places the organism in Eukaryota, Metazoa, Chordata, Actinopteri, Pomacentridae.